Candida dubliniensis CD36 is the source of this 2052-nucleotide messenger RNA. Its product is annotated as aspartate--tRNA ligase. Gene Ontology annotation, molecular function: aspartate-tRNA ligase activity; ATP binding; nucleic acid binding. Gene Ontology annotation, biological process: aspartyl-tRNA aminoacylation. The transcript has a single exon. Gene Ontology annotation, cellular component: cytoplasm; mitochondrion. The coding region runs from base 1 to 2052 and encodes 683 amino acids. Lineage: Eukaryota; Fungi; Ascomycota; Pichiomycetes; Serinales; Debaryomycetaceae. The record is from RefSeq and is a predicted model, not a curated record.
AUGCUUAAAAUACUAUCGAAAAUACAACAAAAUGGUGUUAGAUACAUUUCCACCCUCCCUGAUAAAGCAUCAACUUUAGCAAAAUUUGAUUUCCCCUUAGCUACUCAUACCAUAAAAUCAAUCGAUUCCAAUAUUGAAAACUAUUUAAAUAAACAACAAACUAAAGUAACAUUAAAUGGACAUGUACAUAGAAAGUCAAGAAUAAGGCCUGCUUUAGGAUUUGCAUUUUUAAGAGAUACCAAUGGUGAUGAAAUCCAAUUGUUGGCAACUCCGAAAUAUACCGAACCAUCUAUAUUUGAAUUGAUGAAAAAAUUGACUGUGGAAGAUUCUGUUAGUGUGACUGGUUUUGUUCAACCUAAAGAAUCCAAAAUGGGUAAAGAUCAACAAUGGGAAUUGGUUGUGGAAGAUUUCCAAAUAUUAAAUUCAUCUAAUUUAGAUGCUGCCCAAUUAGAUAAAUUGAAACAUAAUAGUCCUCAGAAUAUCCCUCCUCAAUUUAGAUAUUUACAAUUAAGAACACCAUACUAUCAAAAGUCUUUAAGAUUAAGGAGUGAAGCAGCAAAAGUUAUUCGAAACAUAUUUAUUGAAAACCAUGAUUUUGUUGAAAUUGAAACUCCAUUAUUAUUCAAGUCAACUCCGGAGGGGGCACGAGAAUUUUUGGUUCCAACAAGAUCUUUUAAUAAAUUUUAUGCAUUACCACAAUCACCUCAACAAUAUAAACAAAUCUUGAUGAGUUCUGGGUUUACUCGAUAUUUCCAAGUUGCUAAAUGUUUUAGAGAUGAAGAUUUACGAUCAGACAGACAACCUGAAUUCACUCAAAUUGAUUUGGAAAUGAGUUUUGUAAAUAAUUCUGAUCAAGUUGGAAUUGUUGUGGAGGAUGUGAUUCAUAAUGUUUGGAAUAAAGUUGGUGGUAAACCAACUUAUAAAGUCAAUGAUGAAGGAUUUUUGGAAAAAGUUGAUCUUGCUGAGGCUGGUAAAUCUUUACAAUUUAAUAAAUUAAACUAUAUUGAUGCCUUGGUGAAAUAUGGAAUUGACAAACCUGAUUUAAGAUCAAACUUGUCAUUCAUAAGUCUUGAAGAUAUUUUUGUUGCUAAAGAAAAUGCUGAUUUCCCAGUUGUCGAAGUUUGUGUUUUGAAGGAAGCUUUUGAUGCUUCUUCCGGGAAAUAUAAGUUACCUAAAACUUUUAUUGAUGAUCAUAACUUUUCAUCUAGAAGACCUUAUGUAUGGGCAAUACAAAAGAACGAUGAUACAUUCAGUUAUUUCAAGAAAUUGAUUGAUGCAAAUAUUAUAGCUACUACAGACAAAUUUGAUGAAAGUAAAUUGCAAGAAUUGUUAAAUUUACAACCAGGUGAUAUUCUUGCUGUAUCUACAAGAGCACAGUUCCCAUAUGAAAAUCCAACGCCAUUAGGUAAAUUCAGACAGUUGGCAAUAGAAGAAUUCCCACAUAAAUGGCAGCGUCCUAUUAUUGAAAAUGGCCAAUUAAGCGUUGAUUAUGAUCGCAAUGAUAUGGUUGUUGGAUCUUGGGUUGUUAAUUUCCCAUUAUUUAACCCAGUGGAAGAAUCUUCACUAAUUUCUAGUGCCACUCAAGAAAACUUGAAACCAAAAUACCCACUUUAUAAUUUUAAAAAAUUUGAAUCCACACAUCAUCCAUUCACUAUGGCCAAGAUUGAAGAUUACGAUUUGCUAGAGACUAAUCCUUUGAAGGUUCAUGGUGAACAUUAUGAUUUGGUCAUAAAUGGAGUUGAAGUUGGUGGUGGUUCAAGAAGAAUACACGAUCCUGCAUUGCAACAAUACAUUUUUGAAGAGAUUUUGCAAAUUUCAAAUUUCCAACAAUUGUUUGGUCAUUUAUUGAAAGCAUUGAGUAUGGGUUGUCCACCACAUGCUGGUUUGGCAUUAGGAUUCGAUAGAUUGUGUGCCAUGUUAGUAGGAUCCCCCAGUAUUAGAGAUGUAAUAGCAUUUCCAAAGAAUCAAUCAGGAGUUGAUCCAGUAGUAGAGAGUCCUACGGGAGUCAAAGAGGCAACACUUAAUGAAUACUUUAUAACUACAAAGAUCUAG